AUGACAGAGCCUAACGUGCGCUGCGUCGUCUUUGGUCACGAGAAGGACGCAGCGUUGAUCGAAGUAUUGCGGUUCCUACGUGGCUUCAGUGCCGUCUACGGCUCUGGCCUGUCGUUGCACACUGAGAUCGCAGCCACCGCUCCCGACCUCGAAGCGCUCCUUACGACCGAGCUCCAGUCGAAUGUCAUUCAAGUGAAUCCGAGACACGAACACGGUGGGCUUUUUGCGCGCAUCUCAUUGGACAAAAACGAGCUCGUGCUUUUUGGCAAAACAGCGAUUGUGGAUUGGAUGAAACACGAGCUCCUGGCGACUCGAUAUUCGUCCAAUCAUAAUCGCGCGUUCGACGUCACAUCCGACGUCCCGCCAUUGCGGCUCUUUAUCAGUGGCGAUCGAGCUCAAGUGGGCAAGUCGACCGUGUGUUUAGGGCUAUUGGGGACGCUGCUGCAAAGCGGCUAUGCCGCUAAGGAUGUGGCGUACAUUAAACCUGCGACGCAGUGCGAAAAGCCGCAGCUGGUGACGAAAUUCUGUCGGCAGGAGGGCAUCACUUGCUGUGAAGUGGGGCCAAUUGUGUUCUAUAAGGGCUUUACAAGAGAGUUUCUCGAGGGCAAGACGGACGCGUCGUCAAUGCAGCUGCUGGACAAGGCAAAGCAGAAGAUCCGGGAGGUGGGGAGAGGGAAGCAGGUCGUGGUCGUGGAUGGUGUGGGGUAUCCUGCUGUUGGCUCUAUUUGUGGCGUCUCCAAUGCGCAUGUGGCGCAGACGUUGGCAAUGCCAGUGGUGCUGGUGGGGAAGAGAGGUGUGGGUGAUGCUGUGGACUCGUUCAAUCUGAAUGCGACGUUCUUCGAGAGCCAUGGGGUCAAGGUGCUGGGUGCCAUCUUCAAUCGAUUGCCUGAAGAUGGUUUCUAUGGUUUGGAGUACUGCCGGAAAUACGUGACUGCCUACUUUCAGCAGUUUCAGCCGGGGAAACACGUCUAUGGCUUUCUUCCUGAGCUGACGGAUGGUGGGCAUAGCGCUUUAGAUGCUGAAAAUACUGAAGAGGACCAGGAUGAGUCUGUCACUAGCGUGUUUCUGACUAAGGCUGAGAGUGAACUGGCUGAGAAAGUUGUUGAUGCGUUUGCACGGCGCGUUGACGUGAUGAAACUGCUUGCAGACGUGCGGGCAUACCAAGCAGAAGGCAACAAAGAGUCAAUGGGAUCAGCAAAGGAAGUAACGUCUACAGCUUAG
Peronospora matthiolae is the source of this 1221-nucleotide messenger RNA. The record is from the annotation of a GenBank genome assembly. Lineage: Eukaryota; Oomycota; Peronosporomycetes; Peronosporales; Peronosporaceae.